Pseudocercospora fijiensis CIRAD86 is the source of this 1305-nucleotide messenger RNA. RefSeq lists its product as uncharacterized. The record is from RefSeq and is a predicted model, not a curated record. The coding region runs from base 1 to 1305 and encodes 434 amino acids. Lineage: Eukaryota; Fungi; Ascomycota; Dothideomycetes; Mycosphaerellales; Mycosphaerellaceae. The transcript has 3 exons. Gene Ontology annotation, molecular function: peroxidase activity.
AUGAAGACCGUCGGAGUCACUGCUUUGAUGGCCAGCGCCGCCAUGGCCUGGCCAAUGAACAUGGAGAUGUUGACUGGACCUCUUCAAGAAGGCGUCCGCGCCAAAUGGCUCGAGGCCAGAGAGAUGCUCGAAGCUGGUAUCGCCGAAAGACAAGCUGUUGCCUCUCCACAGGGUGCCGGCGCCCUUCCACUCGUUCCGCCACCAUUCGAUGCCAAGGCACAGUAUGUCAGCAACACUGGCGCCCACGCAUUCCAAGCUCCAGGCCCAACCGACGAGCGUGGAGAAUGCCCAGGUCUCAACGCCAUGGCCAAUCAUGGGUACCUACCAAGGAACGGUCGAGCCACCAUACAGCAGUUUAUUGAUGGCACGAAUACUGUGUUUGGUAUGGCAAAGGAUCUUGGUGGCUUCCUCGCCCUCUACGGCGCUAUUGUCGAUGGUGACGGUUCCUCUUGGUCUAUCGGUGGUCUGCCGCACACUGGUAUUCUCGGCUCGCACAACAACUACGAGACCGACUCUUCGCCAAUCAAGUCCGACUUAAACCAGUACGGCUCUAACACCAAGUUUGUUAUGUCGCAAUUCAACAACCUCUACAACCGCCAGCCAAACGCUGCGACCGCCAACUACAACCUUGACGUGCUCCGUCAAUUCCGAAAGGACCGAUUUACAGAGUCCAUCAACAAGAAUCCAUACUACGCCUACCUCCCGUUCGGCGGUAUCGAAGUAUCUCAGGCCGCUUUCACCUUCAUCUACCGCUUCAUGUCCAACAAGUCCGCCGAGAACCCAGAAGGCAUCCUGAACAAAAACGUCCUCAAGAGCUUCAUGUCCGUCACCGGUCCCGAGAACAACCUCAAGCACACCCCCGGCUACGAGCGCAUCCCAGACAACUGGUACAAACGCAACCCUUCCGACGAAUACUCCAUCCCCUACUUCGAAGCCGACAUCCUCUACCUCGCCCAAGCCGACCCCCGCAUCCUCACCAUCGGCUGCAACAAGGGCAAAGUCAACACUUACUCCCCCAUCGAUCCCAGCCAGCUCACCAGCGGCGCCUACACCGCCCAACAAGUCGCCGCCAACCCUCUCUGCUUCGCUUCGGCUUUCGCGAAGGCGGAGAUUCCACUCAUCACUGGAUUGCAGCUGAGUAAUCCGCUUGUUGCGCCGCUCGUUACGUCGCUGGAUGGGAUCACUUCGAGUCUGAAUUGUGCGGCUAUUGGGAUUGUUAAUCAGAAUGCGUUGACGGCUUGUCCGGGGUUCUCGACUUAUGGGGGGCCGACGGGGCCGGUUGCGCCGGGGGCUGUUCAGUCGUGA